AUGUCAGUGCUUGAUAAUUCUGCUAAUCAAGUCGAAAAUGAUCAAACUGAAACUUCAUACUUACUAUCAACAAACAAAUCAACUUACAAUGAGAAAUCAAAAUCUAACAAAAAGAAUGAUCCUAUUCAAAGAAAUUUAGGUACUUUUGAUGGUGUUUUUCUACCGGUAUCACUCAAUGUGCUAUCAAUAUUAAUGUUUUUAAGAUUUGGCUUUAUAAUUGGUCAAAUGGGUAUACUUGGUACCAUGGGUUUAUUAAUUUUAUCAUAUUCCAUAGAUAUAUUAACUACAUUGUCAAUCAGUGCUAUAUCAACAAAUGGUACUGUUAAAGGUGGUGGUGCUUAUUAUAUGAUUUCGAGAUCUUUGGGUCCAGAAUUUGGUGGUGCCAUUGGUAUAAUAUUUGUAAUUGGACAAAUUUUAAAUAGUUCAUUAAAUGUUGUUGGUUUUAUUGAGCCUUUGUUAGUUAAUUUUGGCUAUAAUGAAGGUGAUUUAUAUCAACUUUUACCAACUGGAUAUGUUUGGAAUGUUUUUUAUUCAACAAUUUUAUUAAGUAUAUGUACAAUUAUUGCCAUGGUUGGCUCAUCAUUAAUUUCAAAAACUGCAUUUUUUUUAUUUAUAAUAUUGACUAUUAGUACGUUGUCAAUUCCCAUAUCAACAUUAUUUGUUAAACCUUAUUAUCCAUUAGAACCACCAUUUAAUAAUAUACUAUAUACUGGUUUAUCAUGGAAAACAUGGUUGGAAAAUUUAUAUCCAAAAUUUACAAGUGGAGCUGCAGGUUCAGUUUUACCACCUGAUCAACAUGAAACGGUUAGAGAUAUGUUUGGUAUCUUUUUCCCAGCAACUGCUGGUAUUUUAGCUGGUGCUUCAAUGUCAGGAGAGUUGAAAAAUCCAUCAAAAUCAAUACCAAAUGGUACACUCAAAGGUUUAUUUGUUACGUUUUUAUUAUAUUCAUUGGUUAUAUUAUCUAUGGGAGCUGCAAUACCGAGAGAUUUAUUACAUGUGGAUAUUAAAGUUAUUCAAACUGUUAAUUUAUCAAGUUCUAUUAUCAUUGCAGGUGAAUUUUCAACUUCAUUGUUUUCAGUGAUUAUGGGUAUUGUCGGUGCUGCUACAAUGAUUAAUGCAAUUGCAGAUGAUAAGAUAAUACCAGGUUUAUCAAUUUUCACAACUUCAAAAAAAUCAUCAACAGAUAAAAAGAAGGCACAGAUAUACUCCAUUAUCGCUGUAUUUUUUAUUGCUCAAAUUUUCUUAUUUUCUGACAUAAAUCAAAUUGCAACAUUUAUCACAAUGGCUUUUUUAAUGACGUUUAUCGUUACAAAUAUUGCAUGUUUCUUAUUACGUCUUGGUUCGGCACCAAAUUUCAGACCAUCUUUUAAAUACUUUAGUACAAGAACUGCUGGAUUAGGAGCAAUGGUUUGUUUUAUUGCCAUGUUUAUAGUUGAUGGAAUAUCUGCAACUUUGGUGUUAUUUUGUUUAACAGUUUUAAUUUUAUUAAUACAUUAUUCAACUCCACCAUCUAAAUUCGGUGAUAUAUCACAAUUGUUAAUUUAUCAUCAGGUUAGAAAAUAUUUAUUAAGAUUAAAGUUGGAAAUGAGUGUUAAAUACUGGAGACCACAAAUAUUAUUACUUUGUGAUAAUCCAAGAACUUCGUGGAAUUUAAUUGGAUUUUGUAAUCAUUUGAAAAAAGGGGGUCUUUAUGUUUUGGGUCAUGUUGUAUUAAUGAAUGAUGAUACAAAUACAUCAUCAAAUAAUGAUAAAAAUUCUAGUGUAUUUUCAGCUUCGACAUAUCAGGAAGUAAGAAAACAAAAACAAGCAUGGGUGAAAACUAGAGAUAUGUCUAAAAUUAAAGCAUUUGUUCAAAUUGCAUUAGGUCCAACAUUACCAUGGGGAGUUCGUAAUGUUUAUUUGGGUUCUGGUUUAGGUGGUAUGAGACCAAAUAUAACAGUUUUAGGUUUUUAUGAUUUUGAAAAACAUGGUAUUGAAAUGCCAGUAAUACCAAAAAGUUUUGAUUCAUCAGAUAAAUGUAUUGAUCAACUACCAACUGAUUAUUGUAGAAAGGAAAAGAAAGUAUCAAUAAAUCAAUGGGUUCAAAUUGUUGAAGAUUUGAUAAUUUUACAAGCUACAGUUGCAGUUGCAGCAAAUUUUAAAACUUUAAAAUUACCAAAAUUUACACAUUCUAAUAAUUGGUUUACUAGAAAGCGGCAAAUGUUGCAUCAUGAAGAUUUUAAGUAUAUUGAUUUAUAUCCUAUUCAAAUGUCUUCAAUUAAUCAAUUAAAAGAUGGGCAAUCUGUGUUACUGACAAACUUUGAUACAUAUACAUUAAUUUUGCAAUUGGGUUCGAUUUUAUCAACUACUGACGAAUGGAAUUUAACUAAUCAUAAAGUCAGGGUUAUUGUGUUUGUUGAAUUUGAAACUGAAAUAAAUGAUGAGAAUGAAAGAUUAAAUAAAUUGUUACUGAGUUUGAGAAUAGAUGCAGAAAUAAAAAUUAUUUGUCUAGAAUUGGAAAAUUUAGAUUCUUAUAAUUAUAUGAUUAAAGGGUUUACCAAACAAAAUCAAAUUUUAUAUAAUAAAGUUGAUAAUAUUCUUUGUCAUGAUCAAUGGUGGAAGAAUUUAUGUAAAGCAAGAUCCACAUUAAGAGAAAUUGAAAAAAGAAAGACGUUGAAAAAACAAAAACUGAAAGUUAUCCCUCUUAGUAAAUCAAGUUCUAGAGUUGAUUUACCUGAAACUUUUCAAACGUUAGGUUUAUCAAGCACUAGCCCACCACAAUUACUAGGUCAAAGUUUGAAAAACCCGAGAAGAUACACAUUAUCCGGUUUACAUGAUCAAGGAAUGUCGUUAUCAUUUAAAUAUCAAGGUAAAGGUGGUGACUUUUUGUAUGAUGAUGAAUACAGUGAAGCAAGUGAAGAAGAUGAUGAUAGCGAUUAUCUUAGGUCAAUAUCAUCGACUAUCACGUUAAAUAAAUCUGGUAUGAAAUCACCAGAUCAAGUUUCAAUAAGAUCAUCAGUUUCUAAUUUAAGACCAAAUUUUCUGUCAGUUAAGAUACCAAAAAUUAAUGAUGAAGAAGAAGAUGGUGAUGCAGACGAAGAUGAAGAAGAAGGUACUUCCAGAGGUAGACAUACAAUUAAAUUUAAAGAACAAGAUGAAGAAGAGCAAGCUAUUACAACCAGACCAUCAUUGAGAUCAAAAUCAAGACAAAAGAGUAGUUUAAUUGUAAAUGAUGAUGAAGUAAUUAAACAUAUUUCAACACCACAAUUUUUAAUAGCUGAUGAUGAUUUAAUUGAUCCACCAAAAUUAUCAUUAAAUUCUCCAUUAUCAUCAGCUGCUCAUUACGCGAGAAAAUCUCAAUAUACUUCAGAUAAAACAAUUACUAAAAAACAGUUACAAGAAGAACUUAAAAGUUUAACAUUUAAUGGCCUACCAGCAAAGGGUCAACAUAUAGUUUUGAAUGAGUUAAUGCUUAAACAUUCAGUAAAAGAUAAAACAGACGUUAUUUUCAGUACUUUACCCGCUCCUUCAAUGGGAACACAUUUGCAUGAUAAUGAUGCUUUUGAAUAUACUAAUAAUUUAGCAAUUUGGAUGGAAAACUUACCACCGGUGCUAUUGGUAAAUUCACAAACUGUCACUGUCACAACAGCAUUAUAG
This is a messenger RNA of Insectozyma verbasci, 3636 nucleotides long. NCBI's taxonomy places the organism in Eukaryota, Fungi, Ascomycota, Pichiomycetes, Serinales, Debaryomycetaceae. The record is from the annotation of a GenBank genome assembly.